CCUCAUGUAGGCAUCAGCAUGGAAAGCUGUGAGUCUCCCGUGGUUUCUGGGACAGACGAUGGGCUCAGCUCUUCAACCACCUCCCAGCAGCCUCAGCAGCAUCCUCCUCAACCCUGGAACGAUCGCCCUAGUGCACAGGUCACUUCCAGCAACCACCCCCCUUCCUUGGAUCCCCUGUCUCUCUCAGCUCAGCUUCAGAGCCCCAGCACACCUCGUGAGGUUGUGAGAGAACAGAAGCAACAGCAGCAGCAAACACGGACCCCAUCCCAGGCUACCAGUGACAGUUCCACCAGCAGCCAACUGCACCCCAGACAAGAGGGGUUGGAGGAGGAGCAGGAGGCAGGGAGCUGCGGAGAGGACGACGAGGACUUGGAGGACUUGGACGAUAUGGAGAUUGACAACUGUUUUCCGAGUUUGCAGCCCUUCCCCGGCAUACCUAUCGCUCCAGUAGGAGGUGGCAUGCCCACACUCAUGCGGCAGCAACCCAUCCAGCGGAGGGGUGCUAUGGAAAGUGGGAGUGAAGAAGGAGAGGAAGAGGAGGAAGAAGAGAGCAGUGAUGUGGAAAACCUAGCUGGGGAAAUUGUCUACCAGCCUGAUGGCUCAGCAUACAUUGUGGAAAGCCUAAGCCAGCUGAUCCAAAGUGAUGGGAGCAUGACAUCUAGCUUGCUUCCCUCAAAUUUUCUCUCCGGUGGUGGUAAACCAGGGGAACUUGCCGGAACCUCCUCAUCAGUUUACCCUCAGAUCAUCAACACGUUCCACAUAGCCUCAUCUUUUGGAAAGUGGUUUGGCUCCGCAGACCAAGGUUUCCCCAAUACCUCAACCCCGGCAGGCCACAGUCCUGUACUGCACAGUUUCCGCGUUUUUGAUGUGCGGCACAAAAGCAACAAGGAUUAUCUAAACAGCGACGGGUCUGCCAAGAAGUCUUGUGUAUCCAAAGAUGUUCCCAACAAUGUGGAUUUCUCUAAAUUUGACGGUCUAGCCCUUUAUGGUAAAGGCAAGCCCAUUCUCAUGUGUUUUCUCUGCAAACUGUCCUUUGGUUAUGCUCGCUCCUUUGCCACUCACGCUGUCCAUGAUCAUCGCAUGACCUUGUGUGAGGAUGAGCGUAGGCUUUUGGGCCACAAGCACGCUUCUGCCAUUAUACAGGGCAUCGGUAAAGACAAAGAGCCCCUAAUUAGCUUCCUGGAACCAAAAAACAAGAGUUCUCCUCAGCCACCCAAUCUAAUGCCCAUGAACUCAGGCCAGAGCUUCUUUGGCACAUUUAGUGGAGUCCAUUUAGAGGCUGGGAGCAAUAGUGGAGGAGGCGAAGGCCUCCUCAACAAAGACUCUGAUUCCGGUCUCCAGCAACAAGCCCUACUCACCCUGGGAGGCCUUGGAAAUAACCCAUCUCUUACCUCAAACCCAGGUCCUGCCAAAGACUCCAUUACCCUGCCCAAGGCUCAGGGAGGGAGAACAGAGGGGCCUGUGGGAAAAGAGGGGACUCAGAGAGGGGAGGAUGGGGACAUGGAGCUCUGUGAAAGCAAAACUCUAAUUCAUGGUGAGGAGGUGGCCUCUGAUGAAGAGGAGGAUCUUCUCUUAGAAGAAGAGGAGGACGAAGUGGAGGACGAUGGCACUGCGGUGGCCUGUAGUGGCAGUAGAAGUAGUGGUGGUGGUGGACAAGUCGGGGAACCAGCUGUCUCAAACCAAAGUAUUUCCAAAUCUCCUUUAUUAAUGCCUAGUAGCGCUCUUCAGCCUUCUGCCCGUUCCUCUGCAGCCAGCCCCACACUCAACAGCAAAGUCCCAGCUUCCAUGUGCUCUUCUUCUGUCAGUGGAUCAGAAGAGGGAAUGGCUGCAGAUGAUGGAGGGAGGUCUUCAGAGCUCCCACUGAGCUUUAAUUGCCAGGGGCCCACUGUCCCCAUGGCAAUGGCGGCAGCCACCAGAAGAGGAGGUGAGGAGGAUGGAGCCGCAUGCUCCUCAGCGGGGACUUCCUCCCCUCUUGCCUCCAACACCGCUGCUGAUGAAAGUGCCAAUCGAGAUAGUGCCACAGCUCCUGAACCAAAUGAAUGCCUGGCAGAGGGAGAUGAUGAUAGUGGUGCCCACUUGCACCACCACCACCACCACCACCACCAUCACCACCACCCACAUCCUUCACCACACUCCCAUCCCAACUCCCAGCAUGCAGGAACCUGCGACAUUACUGGGGUGGGUGAGUGCACCCAGAAUCAUGGGGCAGGGGCCAGUGGAGGAAAUGGUGUUGAGUGCCCUAAAUGCGACACUGUUCUGGGCUCGUCGCGCUCCCUGGGUGGCCAUAUGACAAUGAUGCAUUCGCGCAACUCUUGCAAGACGCUUAAGUGUCCCAAGUGCAACUGGCAUUACAAGUACCAGCAGACCCUGGAGGCCCACAUGAAGGAGAAGCAUCCAGAUUCUGGGAACUCCUGUGUGUACUGCAGCAGUGGGCAGAGCCAUCCACGUUUGGCUCGGGGUGAGAGCUACACCUGUGGCUACAAGCCCUUCCGUUGUGAGGUCUGUAAUUACUCCACCACCACAAAGGGCAAUCUGAGUAUCCACAUGCAGUCAGAUAAACACCUCAACAACAUGCAGACCCUGCAGAAUGGAGGUUCCAUCCCUACGGCCAGUGAGCAGGUGUUUGGGCAUACACCUGGUGGCGUGGUGUCAGUUCCAUCAGCCACUCAGGCCAGCAGUCACCACCCAAGCCAUCACCACCAUCCGGUACAGUCAUCUACACACAUAGCUGGGCCUUGUGGGGCUCCUUCACCCACCAAACCCAAGAGCAAACCCACUUGGCGCUGCGAGGUGUGUGACUACGAGACCAAUGUGGCUCGCAACCUACGCAUCCACAUGACUAGUGAGAAACACAUGCACAACAUGAUGCUGCUUCAGCAGAAUGUCACCCAGAUGCAACAUGGCCGUCUUGGCCUGGGGGCCAUGCACUCACCUUCUGAAGCAGAGCUUUACCAGUACUACCUGACCCAAAACAUGAGCCUGCCUCCAGGCCUGAAGAUGGAUCCUACUGGAGCCGACGCCCAAUUCUUGCUCGGAGGAUUCCACCUGGACCCUAAUAUGGCCUCUUUGGCCCCGGCCCUAGUAGGAGGGGACAUUCCCAUGGACGUACGUCUGGGAGGAGGGCAGCUGGUAUCUGAAGAGCUGAUGACCUUGGGCGAGAGCCUGUCGCAGACCAUUGACCCAUCACUGAAGCUCUUCCAGUGUGCCGUGUGCAACCGGUUCACCACCGACAACCUGGACAUGUUGGGCUUACACAUGGGCGCCGAGCGCACACUGCCCGAGGACGAGUGGAAGGCCGUGGUGGGUGACUCGCACCAGUGUAAGCUGUGCCGCUACACCACGCAGCUGAAGGCCAACUUUCAGCUGCACUGCAAGACUGACAAGCAUGUGCAGAAGUACCAGCUGGUGGCCCACAUUAAGGAGGGCGGCAAGGGAAACGAGUGGCGCCUAAAAUGCGUGGCCAUCGGGAACCCAGUUCACCUCAAGUGCAACGCCUGUGACUACUACACCAACAGCCUAGAGAAGCUCCGCAUGCACACUGUCAAUUCGCGCCACGAGGCCAGCCUCAAGCUCUACAAGCACCUACAGCAGCAUGAGAGUGCAGUGGAGGGCGAGGCCUCUUACUACCACUGCGUCUUGUGUAACUACUCCACCAAGGCCAAGCUCAACCUCAUCCAGCACGUGCGCUCCAUGAAGCACCAGCGCAGCGAAAGCCUGCGCAAACUGCAGCGCCUGCAGAAAGGACUGCCGGAGGAGGAGGAGGACCUGAGCGCCAUCUUCACCAUCCGCAAGUGUCCUUCCGCCGAUAUCGGCGAGCUGAGUGAGGAUGUGGAGGCUGCCAGCGAGACCACCACAGACCAGGAGGACCAAACCAAAGACAGAGAGUGUGGGGGGGACAAGGAGCUCACCAAAGGGACAGCCGCAGGAUCCAGCCUGUCGGAGAGGGAUCAGACAGAGUCACCGGUUCUCUCCAAACGGCCUCCGUCAAGAUCCGGGGCUUCAGAGAGCUCCCUCUCGUCUAAGCGUCCCCGGACGUCUGAGAAGAGCACUGGAGAGCAGAUGUACCAGUGCCCCUACUGUAAGUUCACCAACACAGAUCUGAACCGGCUGAGGAUGCACGUGAUGACCCAGCACUCGGUGCAGCCCAUGCUGCGAUGCCCGCUGUGCCAGGACACGCUCAACAACAAGGUCCACCUGCAGUUCCACCUCACGCACCUCCACAGCGUGGCACCGGACUGCGUCGACAAGCUCAUUGCCACCGUGGCAACAUCAGAGGUGCUGCCAGCAAGCAUGUUCAUACCAGUCCCUGGACUGGAGAAAGAGUCUCAAAACACGCCCCAAUCCUUGUCUAACUCAACCUCUGAAGACACAAAGAAACAAACAGAUGCUACAGAUGUUGAAGCUGAUAAAGGAAUUUCUCUGGUCUCAGACAUAAUCGAAUCUCGCAAGUCCCCACUUGAAGAUCAACAUCCUGUAAGAGAUGAGACUACUGGUUUCCUCUGCUGGAAAAAGGGCUGUAAUCAAGUAUUCAAAUCCUCCAACGCUCUCCAGAUACACUUCAAUGAGGUCCAUAACAAAAGGCCACAGCUCCCCGUCUCUGAUCGCCACGUUUACAAGUACCGUUGUAAUCAGUGCAGUUUAGCAUUCAAGACAAUUGAGAAACUGCAGUUGCAUUCCCAAUACCAUGUCAUCAGAGCAGCCACGAUGUGUUGUCUCUGUCAACGGAGUUUCAGGACGCUACAGGCCUUGAAAAAACACCUGGAGUCCAGUCAUCUUGAACUGAGUGAAGCUGAUAUUCAGCAGCUCUAUGGAGGGUUACUAAUGAACGGAGACCUCAUGAUUAUUGGUGACCCUUCACUUGGGGAGGACCAGGGAGGUCUCAUUGAAGAUGAGAAAGAAGGAGAGGACAGUGAUCCAGAAGAGAAACAGAGCCCAACUGGUAGUGACUCUGGAUCAUUACAAGAAGAUUCUGGAUCUGAGCCCAAGCGAGCGCUGCCAUUUAGGAAAGGCCCCAAUUUCACCAUGGAGAAAUUCUUAGACCCUUCUCGUCCUUUUAAGUGUACAGUCUGCAAAGAGUCUUUUACCCAGAAGAAUAUUCUUCUGGUACAUUAUAACUCUGUGUCACACUUGCAUAAGGUCAAACGAGCUCUGCAAGAAUCCACUACAGGUCAGCCGGAACCAACCAGCAGUCCGGAUAAUAAGCCCUUCAAAUGCAGCACUUGCAAUGUUGCAUACAGUCAGAGCUCUACACUGGAGAUUCAUAUGCGUUCUGUUCUGCACCAGACCAAAGCCAGGGCAGCCAAACUUGAAGCAGCAGGUGGAGGCUCCAGUUCUGUCAGCAGUGGCGGCUUAAGUGGAGGCACAUCAAAUAGCACUUCUACUCCCAGCCCUAUCCCAUCAACUAACUCAACAACCAGCUCGAGCAACAACAGCUGCUCUCCAGCAGGGGUUCAUACAGCACAGAGCAUCCUGGGGGGAAACCAACUGAGUCAGUCUCAGAACCUUGAGACUAUGUCUAACUCAACUUCUCAUCCUCCUCCUUCUGAAAACCAUGAUGUGAAAAAAAAGAAAUUUGCAGACAUGCUGUCCUCAAGAGGUCACCAGCAGCUCCAGCAGCAGCAGCAGCAGUUGGCACAGGCUCAAGUGCAAGCCCAGGCCCAACUUCAGCAAGAGCUCCAACAACAAGCUGCCCUCAUUCAGUCCCAGCUGUUCAACCCACUACUCCAGCACUUCCCAAUGACAGCAGAUGCGCUUUUGCCCCUUCAGCAGCAACAGCUUUUAUUUCCUUUCUACAUCCCUGGGGCAGAAUUCCAGCUGAAUCCAGAAAUUAACUUGAACAGUCCUGCACUGAACCUAAGUGGCUCUGCUGCCUCUUUGUUGGAGGAGCAAAAGAACCAGGCCCAGCAGGCCCAACAGAGCUGCUUACAACAACAACUGAUGCAUCAUCACCUUCAGCAACAGCACCAAGGCCAUUCCCACUCCCAGGCAUCAAGCCAAAUGGCUUUACUUCAGCAGAGUGCAUCUGUCUCACACCCUGUAGAAAAAAAACCAAAGUCGCUUGGUCCUCAUAGUGAGAAGGACAGAGACCCGCCAAAGGAUAAAGAAAUUAAUGAUAAAGCAGAGGAUCAUGCCCCAAAGGAUAUCCCAGACAAUUUAAAGUCCAAAGAAAAGAAAGAUAUACCACAGACUAUAGCUAAUUUGAAUCAGGACAAUGGAUGCCCUCCACCGAGGAUUGCAUCAGAUGCUCGUGGAAAUGCCACCAAAGUGCUAUUGGAGAAUUUUGGAUUUGAAUUGGUAAUUCAGUACAAUGAGAACAAACAGAAAGCUCAGAGAAAGUCCACCGGAUCUGUGUCUGGAACGGCUGCACCAGGUGGUAUCACUAGAGUUGUGGACCCUGUUGAGGGACUGGAGAAAUUGGAAUGUGAGGCCUGCGGAAAGCUCUUUUCCAACAUACUAAUACUAAAAAGUCACCAGGAGCAUAUCCAUCAGUCCUUCUUCCCCUUUAGAUCACUAGAGAGGUUUGCUAAGGAGUACAGAGAACAAUAUGAUAAGCUAUACCCACUAAGACCACAAACACCUGAGGCUGCUCCUCCCCCACCACCACCACCUCCUCCCCCGCCGCCACCACCUCCUCCACAGAGGGUACCAACACCAAAUAUUCCUGUUUCUACCCCUGCACUCACUCCACCAACUGCUUCAACCCCACAGCCCCCAGGUCCACUACCUCAGAUUCCAAUGCCAAUGGAUCUUCCUCUCUUCUCUCCACUCAUGAUGCAGCCAAUGUCCCUCCAGUCAUUACCCUCUCAAAUUCCUGCGCAGUUACAAGCUGUUGAGCCUGGUCUAGCCACUGAUCUUGCACAACUGUACCAGCAGCAGCUCACACCUGCUAUGCUGCAGCAGCAGAAUAAGAGGCCCCGCACCCGUAUUACAGAUGACCAGCUAAGGGUUCUAAGGCAGUACUUUGACAUAAACAAUUCACCAAAUGAAGACCAAAUAAAAGAAAUGGCAGACAAGUCAGGACUUCCACAGAAAGUCAUUAAGCACUGGUUUCGGAAUACUCUCUUCAAGGAGCGACAGCGCAACAAAGACUCACCCUAUAAUUUCAACAAUCCCCCCAUCACUACCCUGGAGGAUGUCAAAAUUGACUCUAAACCACCUUCACCUGAACCCCCAAAGCCAGAGUCCUAUGGCAGUAAGAGGUCCUCAAGGACACGGUUCACAGACUACCAGCUUCGAGUACUGCAGGAUUUCUUUGAUGCUAAUGCAUACCCUAAAGAUGAUGAAUUUGAGCAGUUGUCCAAUCUUUUGAGCCUACCAACUAGGGUCAUUGUUGUUUGGUUCCAAAAUGCCAGACAAAAAGCUCGUAAAAAUUAUGAGAACCAGGGAGAUGGAGCAAAAGAUGGUGAGCGGCGUGAGCUGUCCAAUGACCGAUACAUUCGCACUACUAACUUGAACUAUCAGUGCAAGAAGUGCAGUCUGGUCUUCCAGCGGAUAUUUGAUCUUAUUAAACAUCAAAAGAAGCUUUGCUACAAAGAUGAGGAUGAAGAAGGGCAAUAUGACAGUCAAAAUGAAGACUCUGUUGAUCUCUCACAUGAAUACUUUUCAUCUUCUGGGUCAUCAGGUCACACUCCAAUGUCAUCAUCCUCAAGCCUCUGCCCUCUUCCACCUUCAUCCACAUCAUUCUCUCAUAUGACAUCAUCUGAGAAGGUAGAGUCUACAUCAACAAACACAUCAAACAUCUUUGAUGAAAAAUCCAAAAACACUGCAGAACCAUCUCUGGGACCAAGAGAGCAGUCAUCUUUGAAACAGGAAAGCAGUCAACCAGCUGAGAUUCCACAACAAAAACCGCCACGAGAGGAAAAGGUUCAACUCACCCCAAAGAACACAAAGCUUUCAUCACCUUCCCUCUCUCAACAGCAACAACAUAGUGCUGCUUCAGCCUCUGCCUCACAUACCAGCCAAACCCCCUCCCAAAGUUCUCUCAUGGCUCUUAAUCCCCAUUUAGCCUCACAGCAGCAGCUGGGCCAGCAAAUGAUUCCCUACCAGUGUGAGCAGUGUAAACUUGCUUUUCCCUCAUUUGAGCACUGGCAAGAACACCAGCAGCUUCACUUCUUGAGCGUUCAAAACCAAUUUAUUCAUCCCCAGUUCUUGGACCGCCCAAUGGACAUGUCUUUUAUGUUAUUUGACCCCAGCAAUCCUUUGCUUGCCAGCCAGCUUCUCGCUGGAGCAUUGCCACAAAUACCGAGCAGCUCUGCCACCUCUCCAUCAACACCUACAUCCACCAUGAACUCCCUAAAGAGGAAGCUAGAGGAAAAAGCAGGCACUAGUCCAGGGGAAAAUGAUAGUACCAACAGUGGGGAAGAACCACAACGAGACAAACGUCUUCGAACCACUAUUACACCAGAGCAGCUUGAGAUCCUGUACCAGAAAUAUUUAUUAGAUUCUAACCCCACUCGAAAGAUGCUUGACCAUAUCGCUCAUGAGGUGGGGCUCAAGAAACGGGUGGUGCAAGUAUGGUUCCAAAACACCAGGGCCAGGGAAAGAAAAGGACAGUUUCGGGCCGUUGGGCCAGCUCAAGCCCAUCGCCGUUGCCCCUUUUGUCGUGCCCUCUUUAAAGCUAAAACUGCCCUGGAAGCCCACAUCCGUUCACGUCACUGGCAUGAGGCAAAGCGUGCUGGUUACAACAUAACACUUACUGGUUUGCUAUCUGAACAAGAUGGCAUACAAUUGAAGAUGGAUCCUCAGGAUAUUGCUAAUUUCUCUCAUAUUGGUUCUUCUAAUAAUGAUGGCCAGUGCUCAUCUCUGUCACCUGUGAGUAAAACCAUGGACUUGUCUCCCAGGGCACUUUUAAGUCCAACAUUGAUUAAGGUCGAGGGAAUGGAGGAGUUUGAAAGCCCAACCAUGUCAUCAGUAAACAUUAACUUUGAUCAAAACAAGCUUGAUAAUGACGAUUGUUCUUCUGUGAACACUGCAAUUACUGACACCACGACCGGUGAUGAGGCAAAUGCAGACAAUGACAACACUGACAUGAAGCACAGUCACAACAGUGGAGAUUUCUUGUCCAAGACUGGAGGAUUAGUCCCAUCGCUUGAGAAUGAUGACCAGAUGUCUUCAGGACUAGUGAGCCCUGCAACAAGUUAUUAUGCAAAAGACUUUGAAAAUGAAAACAUGGUGGAUUACAGUGAAACAUCUAGUCUGGCAGACCCCUGCUCACCAAGCCCUGGGGCAUCUGGAAGUAGAAGUAUUGACAGUGGAGACAGGCCAGGCCAAAAGCGCUUCCGAACUCAGAUGACAAACCUCCAGCUGAAAGUCCUUAAGUCCUGCUUCAGUGAUUAUAGGACACCUACAAUGUUGGAGUGUGAGGUACUUGGCAAUGACAUUGGACUCCCAAAGAGAGUUGUACAGGUCUGGUUCCAGAAUGCUCGUGCUAAAGAAAAGAAAGCUAAACUCAGUAUGGCUAAACACUUUGGAAUCAACCAGACUUCUUAUGAGGGACCUAAGACAGAGUGCACCUUGUGUGGUGUAAAAUAUAGUGCACGUCUCUCAGUGCGGGACCACAUCUUCUCCCAGCAACAUAUCUCGAAGGUGAAGGAGACUAUUGGAAGCCAGCUUGACAAAGAGAAGGAGUACUUUGACCCAGCUACUGUUCGUCAGCUAAUGGCCCAGCAAGAGAUGGAUCGCAUCAAGAAAGCCAAUGAGGUUCUCGGUCUGGCGCAGCAACAAGGGAUGUUUGACAGUCCAGCCUUGCAAGCCCUAAAUAUGCAGUCGGCCUAUCCGAAUCUGCAAGGAAUUCCCCCGGUUCUCCUGCCAGGGGUUGGAAACCCUUCCCUUCCAGGUUUUAACUCAACCAACUCAGCUUUAACCCCUCCAAAACCUCCAAACAUUCUAAACAUGUCCGGUGCCAGUGUACCUUCACCCAGUCUCCCCACAUCUGGUUUACCCAACAAGAUCCCCUCUUCUUCCUCCUUGGCCUCACCCAGCCCUGCUCAGGCCAGCACUUCCGUUGCCCACUCAACUACUACUACCGCACCCACAUCAAACUCCCUGGCCACACUAGGCCCACGGGCUGAUCCUCUCAAAGAACGUGAACCUGAGAAAGCCAGGGAGAAAGAAAAGCCCAAGGAAAAAGUUGAGAAGCCACCCACACCAUCGUCAACUGCGGGUACUCCUGCUCCCUCCACUUCUGCUGCCAGUGCCAAGAAAGAAAAACCAGACACAGCUGUUCCAGCCACUUCAAUGCCAACUCCUGGCAUGGAAUAUGUGGUUGAUCCUGCUCAGCUUCAAGCUCUGCAGGCCGCUUUAGCAUCGGAUCCAACAGCACUGCUUACCAGCCAGUUCCUCCCCUAUUUUAUGCCAGGUUUCUCUCCAUAUUAUGCCCCUCAGAUUCCAGGGGCUCUUCAAGGUGGAUACCUUCAGCCUAUGUAUGGUAUGGAAAGUCUUUUCCCCUACAACCCAGCUUUAUCACAAGCCCUGAUGGGGUUAUCACCGGGAUCACUGCUCCAGCAUUACCAGCAAUAUCAACAGAGCCUGCAGGAAGCACUUCAGCAGCAGCAGCGACAGCUUCAGCAAAUCCAGCAACCAAAAGCAAGCCAAACCCCAGCUUCUUCUCAGCCUUCGGUGGACCGCAAAGAUUCUGCCAAAGAUUCAGUAAAAACAGAGGAGAAGAAAGGCACUCUCCCAGUUGAUACCUCUUCACAUAAUAACUUGCCCCAUGAGCAGCAUGAAGUGGAUGGUAAAGGUGCAGACCCCCUUCUUGACCAAUACAUUGUCCCCAAAGUUCAGUAUCGGCUGGCAUGCCGCAAGUGUCAAACUGUUUUCAGCAAGGAGGAAGCAGCUAUCAGCCACCUGAAGUCAAUCUGCUUUUUUGGUCAGUCUGUGGCAAACCUGCAAGAGAUGUUGCUUCGAGUCCCCAGCAGCAGCAGUACAGCUGAGGGUAGCCUCUAUGACUGCCUGGCUUGUAAUGUCUCUCUGGAUGGGGACAAAGCACUUAGUCAACACCUGGAUUCAUCCUUGCACAAACACAGAACAAUCACGCGGUCAGCCGGAAAUGCCAAAGAGCACGCUACUAGUUUAUUACCUCACUCUUCAGCCUGCUUCCCCGAUCCUAACACCGCAUCUACCUCGCAGUCUGUCACCCACCCAAACAACACCACGACAUCUCCCCCGCCAACAACGUCAAACACCACGCCAUCAUCAUCUGUGUCUGCAUCCUCAUGCUCCUCUGCCACAGCCGCCACACUUAACACCACAGCUGCCAGCAAACCCUGGCCACAGGCCCCUUUCUCUAAAGCUUUAGCUGGAAAGCCCAAUGCCACCCCUUCGACAUCAUCCUCUUUUCCUCCAGUAUCCUCACCUUCAACGGUUACCUCAAGUUCAUUGAGCACCUCAGGGGUUCAGACCUCGAUACCAACAGACGUCUUUACCGACGACUCUGACUCUGACAGCAGUCAGAAAUCAGUAGACAGGCUGGGCAGGUUGGCAGAGGAGCCACAGCAGCCCAGCUGUCUCAAAGACAGUGAUAGUUGUAGUAGUAAUAUGGCUAGUGUAGGAACAGACUCCAUCAGACUGUAAAAGAGCUUUCAACGAUGGACGAUAUUUUAAAAAACAAAAAACAAAAAAAUAAACAAAACACAAAAGCUAAAAAAAGCGGCGAUGUUUAAAAUAUGUUUAAAAGUAUACGAACCAAUUUCAGAAGAAAAAAAAGAUGUGUAAAGACUAACUGCAAUUCCAAAGCUUGUAACCAAAAAUUUAAAUGUUAGUGGAUUGUUUUCCCAUAUGAACAUGCUGGUUUUAAUUUGUUUCAACUUAAGUAUAUCGCUAUAUGUAUACACAUAUAUGAAAUUAAUAAAGAAGAACACUGCAGUUAACAUGCGGAUAAUGCUAAGGGAAUGCUGCAUUGCGAAGGACUGCCUCAAAACCACAAAAAUCAGAUGGGCCCCAGAUUCUGUCUAUACAAAGAAGGAGAUAACGAUGCACACCCUGUUUGCAUAGGUACGUCCACCUAAUAGCACAGUCACACAAAGCCAGUAUGUACUGUAUGGGAGAAUAGUCUUACCGUUUUCUUGCUAUCUAAGCAUUCAAAUACCAAUGGCUUGCUAAUGAAAAAAAGAAUGAUGUAAUGUCUAUUUUAUUCUCAGGUCAACAGCUCACAACCUUUUUUAUGUUACAUUAUUUUAUUCAUUUUGUUCCUGACAAAUGAGAACUUUUUUUUUUUUUGUAUUACUUUUAAUAGAAAUUCUUUUGGAAGUGAUAUGAACUAAGACAGAGCUUUCUGGGAAUCCAAAUGGGUAGCUAAACUGCUAAAAUUCUGUUAAAUGGGAUAUAAUGGUCUCCCACCAAACCCAAACAAGAAACGCAGUGAGGGAUUUUUUUUUUUUUUGUUAAGAAAAAGAAAAAACCUGUAUUUAUGAUUGAUAUAAACAUUUUUCGUGUUAAGUAGAUUGUUGCAUUGGAAAUAAAUUUAAACAGUAUGGUAGAUUGAAUAAUCUUUGUGUACAUUUAGCUUUUGUAUUGUCCAACCUUAAAGCGCUUCAUUUGAUGUUGUCUUGGUCAUUCCAAUAGACUAGAUUAAGGAGCAGGAACUGAUCUGUACUUUAUUUCAGUAUAGUCAAAUCCGUAUCUUGGAUUUUUUUUUUUUUUCACCCAAACUGCCACCAACAGACUCAGCAGAAUCCCUUAGUUUUCAUGAGGGGCUUCUUUCCUUUGAUGGUUGGUGCAGCACCUGACCAAAAAAAGGAAAAGAGAUAUCUGUUAGAAAAUUAUUAUCCACUUAUAUUUGUGUUACCUAUUGUGCACUUACAAACGUCUCGACUUACUUUAUCUCUGUCUUUUUCUGUGUGUUACUCUCACCUUCCUUCCUUUUUUUGUUGCUUCCACUGCGUUUUGUAGGUUCUGAGAUCUUUCUCCUUUGGCACUACAAAGCAGAUGUGUAUUUUAUGCAGUGAGGCUGCAGUCUGUUAUGGGCUUUUUUUUCCCAAUUUUUUUUAUUAUUUCUUCUUCUUUUUUGUUGUUGUCGUUGUCAUACAAGAAAAAGAAUAAUAAUAAUUCUCACGCUUUAAAACGAAAAGAAAAUCCAAAGACUAAACACUUUCACCAUUGGUGCAUAAAGAUGAGAAAAGAGGCUUCUUUAUACUUGAGAAUUUGUUGCAGUUUUUAAGAAAAGAAAACAAAGUUUUAAAAUAAAAGGAGUACGCAUCAGAGUUGCCGUCUUCGCUUCUUUGUAGGCAGACAGGUGGCUUUUUUACGUAGAAAAAUACCAAGAAUACCAAAAACCAAAAAAGGACGUUCGUCCUUGCAUUGUGGAGUAGCACCAUUACAGAGCCAUUGCAGUUUGUAAGAUAGAAGUGGAGAAUCUCUUUGUUUGACUCUUCUUGUCACACAAGAUUUUUUUUUUUUUUUUUUAAAGAAAAUGUCUAAGGUCUGGUCUCUGAGGACAUACGUUUUGCUGCUAAUGUAGAUUUUGAAAAAGAUGAAUACCUAGAUGCAUGCUCGUUUUACUUCUUGGCUAAGCUUUAAAACAAAAACAAAAAAAACCCACAAAAACAACCAAGUAAACCAUUUCCCUGCCUCUGCGACAUUUUUUCUUCUUGUUGCAAAAACGGAACUUUGAAGACUGUGAAUAUAUGUUCCAAAGGACAUUUUUGGCUUUAUUGUUUUUCUUUCUUUCUUUCUUUCUUUCUUUCUUUCUUUCUUUCUUUCUUUCUUUCUUUCACAGACCAAUGUCAAAAAGCCAAUGAUCUGUUAUGUUUGUAAAGAGCAGUGCAUUCCAAAUAGCGCAUCAUCUGGUUUCUUAAGAAAUGACAGCAUCUUUAUAUUGAAUUUGAGUACAAGUCUAUUUUCUCCAACGUUUAAAAAAAUGACUGUAAUUCCGCCAUCAUGGGUUAACGAACAUCGUCGUUUUUGAAGUCGUGUAGGGGAUUCGAUGUCCCUUGCAGCCAACCAAGUUAAGGCUGUUUUGCGCACUUGAAAUAGAUCAUCGUGUAACAGUGGCUAACCAAAAAUGUACAUAUUGUAACGCAUCUGGUCCUAACAUGUCUCACUGGUCUAGUGUCAUCAUGCCUCUCCGUCUUUAAUGAGUCUGAGAAAGAAAUAAAGUGUGGAAUGGUGGCCUCCCCUCGUGGAAAAUCAAGUAGGGACCUGCCCCAGGUUUCUGCAGGGUGUAAAGCCUUUCUUUUUUUUUUUUUUUCUGGUGUGUAUUAUUACAGCUUUUCCAAGGGACAUCUUCAUUCCAAAGCAUUAUAAGACUGGAAAAAAAGCAGCAGUGUUUUUAUUUAUUAAUAUUUUGGAUGGUGGUUCUUGAUUCUUACCUUUGUGUCCAAAGAGGUCAAUGGAAAUGGUUCUGUUUAAUCACAAUUUCCCCGUUAUUUUUAAAAGUCUUUUUCUCACCAAAAAGGAUUCAUUUCAACAGGCCGCAACUGUACAGCAAGUGUGUUGGCCUACAUGGUACAUUGCUGCAGUCUAGGAAGUGUGUUAAAGAGUGUUACGUCUUGCAGAGCAAUGUGGUUUGGUGUUUAAAAAAAUGCAUGCUAUUGAAAUUUGGUCGAUUAUUUUAUUUUAAUUUUGGUAUGCAAAGCUUGCCAUUUCUGUUCAGUGCUGUUACCUAAAAUAUU
This is a messenger RNA of Neoarius graeffei (lesser salmon catfish), 14609 nucleotides long. RefSeq names its product zinc finger homeobox 3b (gene zfhx3b). The transcript is spliced from 9 exons. Gene Ontology annotation, cellular component: nucleus. Bases 19 to 11571 code for a protein of 3850 amino acids. Gene Ontology annotation, biological process: brain development; regulation of neuron differentiation; regulation of transcription by RNA polymerase II. The record is from RefSeq and is a predicted model, not a curated record. NCBI's taxonomy places the organism in Eukaryota, Metazoa, Chordata, Actinopteri, Siluriformes, Ariidae. Gene Ontology annotation, molecular function: DNA-binding transcription factor activity, RNA polymerase II-specific; zinc ion binding; RNA polymerase II cis-regulatory region sequence-specific DNA binding.